Ipomoea nil (Japanese morning glory) is the source of this 1869-nucleotide messenger RNA. RefSeq names its product zinc finger BED domain-containing protein RICESLEEPER 1-like. Bases 1 to 1869 code for a protein of 622 amino acids. NCBI's taxonomy places the organism in Eukaryota, Viridiplantae, Streptophyta, Magnoliopsida, Solanales, Convolvulaceae. Gene Ontology annotation, molecular function: DNA binding. The record is from RefSeq and is a predicted model, not a curated record. The transcript has 2 exons.
AUGGAAAGCAUAAGUGCAUCUGGACACCCUCCAACCUCAACUGAUGAGGAGCAUGGAGUAGAAGCUCAAGGUACUGAGAGAAAUCCUCAGACAAAUCCUAUGCCUUCUCCUCCUGUUGUUCCUACAAAGAAGAGGAAAGAGGUGGAGUCUAGAUCUAUAGUAUGGGAUCAUUUUGAAAAGAUCCGUGCUCCACCUGCUGAAGGUGAAACUGAGGGACCAGUAGUUGAGGGCAAAUGCCUUUAUUGUGCAAAAAUUUAUAAAUGUGAAAGUAAAAAGCAUGGCACUUCCUCAUUGAAAAACCAUAUGAACGCCUGCCUAAAAAAUCCUCAUUGUAAGGACACAAGACAGUCUCUUCUCACCUUUAAUGCCUCUGGAACAGAAGCUUCUGAGGGGGUUUUGGGGACUUGGGUUUUCAACCAAGAGGCUAUUAGGAGGGCAUUGUGUGAGAUGAUCAUUGUUGAUGAACUUCCCUUUAGGAUUGUUGAGGGAAAUGGCUUUAGGAAAUUCAUUUUAGUUGCAUGUCCUAGGUUUCAAAUCCCUUCUAGGUGGACCAUUUCUAGAGACAUUUACCAGAUUUACCUAGAUGAGAGAAUAAGCCUAAAAAAGUUGUUUAGGGUGAGCACCCAAAGGGUCAGCUUGACCACUGAUACAUGGACCUCUGUCCAAAGGAUAAAUUACAUGUGCAUUACUGCACAUUUCAUUGAUGAUCAGUGGAAGCUUAACAAAAAGAUCAUUUCCUUUGUCCCAAUUUCUUCUCAUAAGGGAGAGUACAUAGCCAAAGCCCUUGAGAGUUGUCUUCUUGAUUGGGGGAUUAAAAAUGUCUUCACUGUUACUGUUGAUAAUGCCUCUUCAAAUGACACAGCUUUGGGGUUUUUCAAGAACAAAAUUCUGUCUUGGGGUGGGUCUUCUGUUAGGGUUCAAUAUAUGCACAUGAGGUGCAUAGCCCAUGUGUUGAACUUAGUGGUUCAGGAUGGGUUGAGAUAUGCAGGUCCUUCUGUUAAGAAAGUUAGAGAUGUUGUGAGAUGGGUGAGGAGUUCUCCUGCUAGACUUAAGAAGUUUAGAGAGAUUGCUGUGCUUAAUGGGGUGGAAGCCAAAUGUGCAUUACAACUUGAUGUUCCAACAAGAUGGAACAACACAUACAUGAUGCUCAACACUGCCCUUCAAUACCAGAGGGCCUUUGAAGCUUAUGAGAAUGAUGCCUCAUUGAAUGCUGACUUAUCUGAUUCUAUUCCAAAUUUUAUGGAUUGGCUUUCUGUGCAAAGCUUAGUCCAUUUCCUGAAAGGCUUCUAUGAGAUGACUGUGAGAAUAUCUGGUUUUCUCUAUGUCACUUCAAAUACUUUCUUUUCUGAGAUUUCUGACUUAGGUUGCAUGCUGGAUGACAUGGUUAACUCUGUUUCAACCUCUAAAAAGGAAAUGGGGUCUCAUAUGAAACAAAAAUUUGAAAAAUAUUGGGGAGAUCCUGAAAAAAUGAACUUCUUGAUAUUCUAUGCCAAUAUUUUGGAUCCUAGGGAUAAGAUUGAGUACAUGCCUGCCCAAUUUGCCCAGUUAUAUGGUGAUGAAAAAGGAAAAUCAUGCUUUGAAAAGGUUCAAUCUUCUAUGGUUCUGCUGUUUAAUGAUUAUACAGCCACCUACCAUGUGCAGUCUGCAUCCCCUACUGUGCAAUCUACCCAAUCUGAACCUGUCCAUUCUCAAACUUCAGUUGGAAAACCUCAGGCUAGAAUGAAAAGCCAGCUUAAAAAACAGAGAAUGGAGUCUGGUGGAAGCAGUAAAGAAACUGAUCUCCAGAUUUAUCUAAGUGAAAAAUUAGUGGAAGAUGAAGAAAAUGUGGACUUUGAUGUCCUAAGAUGGUGGAAGGUCAACAGUGAUUGA